Molecule: messenger RNA, 435 nt
Organism: Talaromyces amestolkiae
Lineage: Eukaryota; Fungi; Ascomycota; Eurotiomycetes; Eurotiales; Trichocomaceae
Exons: 2
Coding region: 1-435 (144 amino acids)
Source: RefSeq, a predicted model, not a curated record
AUGUACGAUACUACGAAUAUGGCACAUACUGCGACGUCGGUGUUCCGUACAGUACCGAGUGGUACAGACGUCCGUAUCAGCCAGUGUCCAAUGCACGCCCGCUACUCAACCACCACCACCAUUACACUCACCACCUACCACCUACCACCAACCACCAACCACCACACCACCAAAGAUCGCUUUCAGCCCUUCUCGGCUGAGACCGUUAACAUUGAGCGAUCUUACCAUACAGCCACCUUUACUGCUACUUUUCGCUUCCACGUCGGCUUCGCACCUCACGUCCGACCGCCAAACACAACACCGCAUCCUUACUCCGUUGCAAAGGCGCAAGCCUUCCGUCCCAGCGACAUCUGUGUCAUCACCACAAAAACUCUGACAUCCACAACCCUCGCAGCCGACGAUAAUUACUUCAAGCGCUUGAUAUCCAACUCUUAG